GCGGGCGGAGCGAGGCGCGGAGGGGAAGGCGCUGAGGGGAAGGCACCGCCCGCCGCCCCGCGCCGCCCCGGAGCAGGAAGCGGGGGAUGGCGGCCCCUGACCCCGGCGCGGCACGGAAGAGCUUGCGGGGAAGGGACGGAGAUGGGAUGAGAAGAGAUAAGUGUCCUGCACUGCAAAUGGCCUCCCGUUUGGCAUUUACUGGCUGCUAGCCCAGAAUCAUCUUUGGUGGAAGAAGAAGGUUGAUGACACUAAGAUGUUUGACAGAAUGAAACGAUCUGAUGAAGCUUCUGCUUCUUCAGCACAAGGAAUAGAAAGACAUGGUGUUGAAGGUUCGCUACAACAGGACAGCAAUAGCAGUUUGCAUACAAGAGGGCAAGAAAAUCCUCGUCCUGGAGUAUCCACCAUGCAAAAUAGACAAGGAUACUGCAACUGCUGCCACGUACACUACAGUAAUCUGGAACAGCAUAUUUUCAGCUCCCAGCACAGACAUUUUACUACUUACUGCAGGAAUCGUAUGGGUACCAGUAGCUUGAUGGAGCGUUUCCUGCAAGAUGUUUUGCAGCAUCAUCCCCACCGAUACCAUGACAACAGGCCAACCUAUGAUGACAUGCCACUCCAAGUCACUCCAGCAUCUCCUAGGAUUGCUUGCCUGUCUUCAGAAGAGACGGAGAAAGAGAAGAAUAGAGGCAUACAGGAGAUUUCCUGCAAAGACCAGGAGUCCAUUGAUGACAUGUGCUCUUCUGCUCCAUGUCUGUCUCAUGAGGGCUCAAGGGAAACUUCUGUAACACAAACACGUACUCAGAAAUUAAAAACUGAGAAGGAACGUGUUAUAGGAAUAUCCCAGCAGUCUACUGGCAUUUGUAGCAAUGAGAAAUGGGAUGGCCUGAAAGACGCUCAGACUGCAAAUCGUAGCCAUGAAGACCAGUUUACAGCUGUGAGCUCCAUACCUCAGCAUUUUUCUGUCAAUCCUUUAAUACAUAGUUCUUCUGUUAAUCCUAAAAUAGAAAAAAAUGUUAAGAAUUUGUCAUCAUCAAGUAAGAUUCCACAUAGUGGAUGUGAUAAAACAGGAAUGGAGAUAGGCAAUAGGGAUGUGUUAUUGAAACCAUGCUUGAAUCCUGCUCUGGCUCUGGCUCACCCCAAAUACCCUUCAGUUUCACAACAGAAUCCCAUGUAUGGGCACGGGGAUUCUUUACAUAUUACCUCAGGUCAAUCUCUUCUAAAACAAGAUGGUUUACAAACUCAGGAUGAAACUUUGGUGUCUGAUUUCCAUCUCAGGGAUACUGUGGGUAUUAACAGCUCCCUAGAUCUUGGGACUUCCCCACAACUAGCAAGAUGUGAAAAUGUGAAGACAAACAGGGGUGAUGAAAGUUCAGUGGAUGAAACUAUUGAAAACGUUAUUCUGAAGUACUGCCAUGGAACCACGUAUGAAGAACUUCAUUUCAAAGAGGAGAACAAUCUCUGUUUAACUGUUUCAUCGCUUCUGGAUCGUACUCAUUUAGAGGGUUCUGAAAUGAGUUUUGACUGUGAUGCACCUAUUCAAUCAGGAACAGACUUACCCAAGGCAGCUGUAAAAGACAUAGAGUUGCUAAAAGAGGUCCAAAUAAGUUUGCAAGAUAAAGACUACGGAACACAGCUCUCUUCUGUUUUAAAAAGUGAGUCAUUGCAGCAAACAGAAACAGUGAAACGGGAUGUAGUAGCUCAUACUGAAGAACCAGUUCUUCCAGCUCUGCCUCAUGUGCCUCCUUCUUUUGUGGGAAAGACUUGGUCUCAAAUAAUGUAUGAAGAUGAUAUAAAAAUUGAAGAACUUGUGCGUGAUUUCAGGGAAGGUCGUUUUCGCUGCUACUUUGACAGUGAAUCCUCAGCCAACUUUACGGGGAGGAGAAUGAAGAAAAAAAAGCAGAAAGAUGAGAAAAAGAAUGAUACUGCUGAGGGUAACAGAACAGAAAGUGCAUCAGUUAAAGCACUGCCAGAAUUUAAUGAUGCUUUAAGUGGUGGCUCUGAUUUUGAUAACCAAUCUGUAGUUUCAGAUAUGCUAUGCAACCAACAAGUUAUUAAAAUGCCUAGGAAAAGGACAUGGCGCCUAGCUUCAAGAUGCCAGGUGGUUAAAGUUAGCCAUGGCACACAAACAAGUCUAUUGAAUUACCCUGUAACAAAAAGAAAAGUGGCUAGAAGGGAGUCUGAUCAAGCUGAUCAGAAAGAAAGCACCAUGUGGCCAGAAGGUGAAAAGACUCCAAAUAUGAAAACUAGACUAUGUGCCCUUAAACUUCCCGAGUCCUAUAGCAAGAUUAUGAGUCCUGUGCAACCCAAGACAACGGUGUAUGUACUUUCAUGUCCGGAUAUUAAACAGUGUAAAGGUAAACCUGAAGACAUUCCCAAAAUGAGGAAAAAUCGUAACUCCACAGAUAGCAAGGACUCUAUAAGGUACAAAUACAAACAGUGUUCUUUGAAGUAUUAUGACCCACUGACAAAUAGAAUUCUGAAAAUGCCUCCCAAGAGUUCUGUUGGAGAAAAGGUCAAAAAGCCCUCCCAUGUUAGACAGCUUUUCAGAAGUCUCAGCUUUGAUGCAAACAUGAGGAAACGAGCCGAUGCACAGAGGGAAGGCACACCAUCAAAGUCUUUGAAUUGGUCAGACCUCUAUAGCUCAUCUUCAGCAACUCUUCUGCCAGACCCAGGUAAAGGGAACGAUACAGCAUCAAGUCAAAAAGCAGAUGGAUCUUCCAUGAUUUCUGUGGAAAGAACAGAUUGUCUUGUAUCUGGUCACUCUGAGAACUCUUCGAAACACCUGUCCAUUUCAGCUUUGAACUCUAACCAGUCUGUGGUAGAAGGAGACAGUAGAUUAGCUCCUUUGAACAGCAGAGUUACCAAAACUCCUCUGACUUCCAUCAGGAGUGAGCGAUUAGAGAGGGAGAAUCCAAAAGCAAUGUGGAAGAGAAAAGAAGGCACUAGUAUAGAACCACUUUUUUCCAAAAAGGCUGCAGGAGCUAUGUCUGUCAGAUGCACUGUUGGGAGGAGAGGAAACAGAGUAAACACGGGCAAACAAACUUCCAGAACUAUAAAACAGCAAAAAGAGGGAAUGAGAAGGAAACUUUCUCCUUGUGCCCAGAAAUCUUCUGCUUUCUCCAUACACAGGUGCCAGACAAGGAAAACUACAGUGGGAAAGCACCUUAAGAAAGAAAAGCCUGAUGCUAAAAAAUUAAAGGUGAGGAGGAAACCAAAAAGGACUUUUCUGAAUUCAACAGUCGUCACAGGGAUUCCUGAAAAGGGGCAGAAAGUCUCGCCAGGAUCUUUUCCUAAAAAGCCAGAGAGCUUCUUCCAAAGUCAGAAGCUGGGAACCAGCACCUGGAAAAGAAGGGAACAAAAGGAGGUCAUAGACAAAGCAGUUGAAGUGUUAGAGCUGCAGAAAGUGCAAAGCCAGUCUAAUGUGAAACAGGUACAACUUUAAACUGAGUUCUUGUUCCUGAUAUAUGGGACAUUAUAUAUGGGGCAUAUAUUGCACUGUAUUACUGUGUAAAGCUGCAGAAGUUGUGCAUUUGAGUUAAAAGCACUUAAAACCCUAUUUACUAGACUUCACUUGUGCAUCAAAACAACUGAGCUUGAAUAGUAUCAUAUUGUUUUUAUGGUAUUAUCAGUGCGUAAUAGUGCACUACAAUAGGGUAAAUUAGAAGCUGUACUAAUUGUGCCUAUUCUCAUUUUUUCCCACAUAAUUUUAAAGUGCAAAAAAUGACUCAUGCUAAAAAAUAAUUUAAGAUAUCUUAAUCUGGGGUGAAUUCUGUGUAUGUAUUUUGUGUUUGUAUAUAAGCACACAUUGUUCAACACGUAGUAUGGUAUAUACUUGCCUAUGGAGUGGUAUUGAAAUUAAUACAGUAUGAUACAAUUCAGAUCAAUUCAGUGUUUUCUUGAAAUGAAAUACAAUUAUACUUGUUUUUAUACCAACAUUUUCUUGAAACCAUGUCCAAAUCUGUUAUUUUGGGCAACAAGACACUGUGGGCUGUUAUCAAGCAAUAAUGGACCAUGCUGGUAAGGAAAUAUGUCUCCCUUGGGUACUGUUCCAAUGGUGGUGGCUAUACUGAAACCUCAAAUUCCAAAAGAGAAUACAGGUUUAGGGUUACUUUAUUCUGCCUUUUUUUUUUUUUUUUUUAAUAGCUUAUUAUUAAAGUUUAUAGUUUAAUUUUACAUUCCUUAGUGAGGGGAUGGAAAAAUUAGAGACAAGUAGCAGUGAGUUGUUCUAACCUUAAAUUUGAGAUCCAGUGGUUUCUUUUUUUUUUUUUUUUUUGGAUUUUAAUUGGGCAUACUGUUGAUUUAAGUUUUUGUGUACUGUAGUUGAAACUACUUUUAAAUAUUCAGUAAAACAUUUAAAUAAAACAAACCUAAAGCAGCAUCCAUCUAAAUGUAUUAAAAUUAAAAUAUCUGUUUAAAACAGAUAUUUAAAUAAGCUGAAUUUAAUAAAUAAACUGUAUUCCGUUAGUGAUUUUUUGUUAGGCCAUUGAUGAUCUAUGAUUUUGUCUAUGGCAAAAAAAAAAAAAAAAAAAAAGACCGUAGUGUUCUGUGGCUUCAGGUUAUAUUUGUUUCUGGCUUUUGUUUUGGUUUCUUUGGGUAUGUUUUUUUGUUUGUUUGUUUUUUGUUUUGCUUUUGUUUUAGUUGUUAUGAUGACAGCUUAUUUAAUUAAAUUGUGUUUAGGAGACAAACCCUAGUCUUGAAAAUGUUUCUACACUUUAAAAUCAAAAUUAAUUGUUCACUUGUAUUAAGUUAAGCACACAGUUAAACGUCAUCAUAAUCAGAGCUCUGGAUUGCAAAUCUACAACUCGGUAUAUUAUAUAGUCUAUCCUGUUGUAAAAUUAUUUGUAAAUUCGAUACUUGUACAAUACGUCUUUCUUAUAUGCUAUAAGAAAGCAUAUAUAAAAGAUAAAGACCCUGCUCUCUCUGCCAUUAUACAUAUGUGUGCUUCCCCCCCCCAAUAAAAUGCAAAAUGUGUUCUUGAUUCACUUUCUGAAGUGUCAAGGGUCACUAGUUUGUAUUGAGAUAAAGCUGUGCUAUAAAAUGUUGUAUUUUGAAAUACAGCAUCAGAAUGAAAUUUAAAAGCUGUCAUCAUAAGCCACUCAUUGUUAAAAAGUAUAAAUCAAAAAAAGAAAAAAAAUCCAACUAUAUAAAUGUGCAUAUUUCCCAGGAUAAGUCAACGAUGUGCAUGUACUUAAACCAGCUGGAAACUGAAUUACAAGUCAAAUAUCAUCUGACGCUUCUUUUUUUUUCUUUUAGUUUUGAAAUAAAAGUCUAUUUCUAUGGAUGAGUUUUCCUAUGGUUGUCAGUUGACAAAGAAUCUUAUGACUGGAUUACAAGUCACUGGAAAAAAAAAAGGGGGGGGGGUUAUGAGUUCUUAUAGCCCUAAACUAAUUGUGCCUGUAUAAUUUAAUAUUUUGUCUAACAUAAAACUGAUUUUUAAAGUAAAAUUUUAAUGGAAUGGUUUUUAUAGAAAGCCUAAUUUUUAGAUUAAAAUUUUAAAGCAAAAAAAAGAAAAGAUUUUUAAGAUAAAGUUUGUUUUAAAGCAAAGCUUUAAAUUAGCUCUUAAGUCCCAUUCUAACGUAUUUUUAUGAUACAAGAAUGUUUUCCUAUCUAAUUUCUUCAGUCUAAUUUUUCACGAUAUUGUACAUAUGAAAAGUAUGGAUUGUUCUGUUUGAGUAAGGUUUAAUGCACAUUCUACUUUGAUUGCUAGUGUGUAUUUGUUUACACUCAAAGAUACUGUUCUCCAUACUCAUUUAUUGCAAGCUUGUUUCUUCAGCACAGAAAUUUCCUUGAAACAUUGAGAGUAAUAAAGUAUAUUGUGGACUACACAAUGACUAACUUUUUUAGCAUCUUUUUUUUGGGUGGCGGGGUACAUAAUAGACCCCUUUAUCUAGGCUUUGAGGUGUUUUACUGUUUUUUUAACAGAAAAAUGUUAUUUAAUUAAAAGUGUAAGUAGCUAUAUAUUUACCUUUAAAAAAAGAUGAACUCUAACAACGUUUAUAGAAGACUUGAGGUCCAAGUUUGAGAAACCGUUCUGUGGUUGACAAUGUAAAAGUGAGACUUAAUGUAUGCUCAGAUUUUAUUUUAUGCAUCUCUUAUGACUGUUUAAAAACCUCUUCUGUGCAUGCUCAGUGACUGCUAGGAAAGAGGGGAGAUUGUGGUAUGAGAGAAGCAAAUGUAGAAUCUAUCUGCCUUGGAAGGAGAGUUAAUGAAAUUAUGUUUAAAAAAAAAAAAAAAAAAAAA
Oxyura jamaicensis (ruddy duck) is the source of this 6240-nucleotide messenger RNA. RefSeq names its product zinc finger DBF-type containing 2 (gene ZDBF2). The coding region runs from base 254 to 3442 and encodes 1062 amino acids. The record is from RefSeq and is a predicted model, not a curated record. Gene Ontology annotation, molecular function: zinc ion binding; nucleic acid binding. The transcript has 8 exons. NCBI's taxonomy places the organism in Eukaryota, Metazoa, Chordata, Aves, Anseriformes, Anatidae. Gene Ontology annotation, biological process: epigenetic programming of gene expression; genomic imprinting.